Ostertagia ostertagi is the source of this 963-nucleotide messenger RNA. The record is from the annotation of a GenBank genome assembly. NCBI's taxonomy places the organism in Eukaryota, Metazoa, Nematoda, Chromadorea, Rhabditida, Trichostrongylidae.
AUGGUUCAUUGCGGAAUUUGUGGAGCAGUUUUGUCUCGUGCAACUGCGAAAACAUCAUCGUCGUCGGAGAAGGAGAACGCUGUGAUGCUCAUGUCUCUAGCGUUGGCUGGAUACAUAGAAGUUGACUAUGCACGCAGCUUUGUGGGGGCAGCCACGCCUCGAAAAGUUUGUUUAUGUGAUGAACAUUUCGUGCAAGCGGCUCAAUUCAUCUCCGCUGAAAUGGAAUUGAUGGGCAAGCGCAUGGCCGAAUAUUAUGAUCCGAGUUCGUCUAGGCCCAAUGUGUAUGUAUCAAAUGGAGACAUUCCACAGCACUUAAUUGAUUCCAUCAAGAGCAUGGCAACGGGUAUCACUACCGUUACAUCUCGUGAUGUUACCUUUUUCAUGAAUAAGGCAUUGAAACGCUACUACUCAACAGAAAUAUGGCGACUAACGGAACAGACUUACGUAGCUCGGGACGCAUUUCACCAAUAUAAACCUGUAAUCAAAGAGGGGAAAGCAGACAAGAAGAAGAAGGGCUUAGAACAGGCUGUACCCAGUGCACCACUCGACGAGUCCUUGGCUUUCCGCCAGCCAAAGCCUGAAGUCCAAAUGGAUGGUGAGGAAGGAGAUGUAGUGGCAAAGGACAAUAAGAGAUUUAAGGUGAUGGAGCACAGGACAAGCGAAAAUUCGAAUACUGUAUCGGGAGAUGUUGAGGAGACGGAUGAGGCCAUCAUGGACAAGUUUUUCAUUGUGCAGGGCCGUAUGCUUAUGUCGCUGUUUCGGUUUUGUCCUCAGUGCGGCCACCGACUAGGGAAGGCACAGCUGAAGGCAGAGGGAACUGCUGCUGUCGUUCAGUUAUGUGUGCAGUACGUGUUCCGCGAAGAAAUGGGAGAGCCAACAACGUGUCCUGGCCCAUCCAAGAGAACGGAACGGGAAGGAAAUGCUGUAGGAGCUCUGUGCAAUCACCACAGACCUACAAUAUGU